AUGUCAUUCAAUGUCGAGAGAGAGAAACUACCUCUGCUUGAGAACAAUGUUCCCGAGAAAAUGCAGAAGCAGUCGCAAGAGCUCUUAGAAAUCCUAGCUGGCCUGUUGAAGGAGGAGCAAGGUCCUUGGCUCUGGGGCUUAACAGAACCUACAGCCCUUGACGCCCACCUGGUUGCAUUCAUCGCGCGACUCCAGGACCUUGGCCGAGGGCAAGUCGUACCUCCGGGCCUGAAGCUCUACGCAGAGUCCGCGAAGAAUGGGCCUGAGUGGAAGAAUGUCAUGCAGGGUCGACGGACCUUCCCGCAAAUUGUGGAUUAG
Phaeoacremonium minimum UCRPA7 is the source of this 318-nucleotide messenger RNA. Its product is annotated as putative thioredoxin-like protein. The record is from RefSeq and is a predicted model, not a curated record. The coding region runs from base 1 to 318 and encodes 105 amino acids. The transcript has 2 exons. Lineage: Eukaryota; Fungi; Ascomycota; Sordariomycetes; Togniniales; Togniniaceae.